AUGGUGGAACACGAGCAAGAUCAGAUCACAGUGGCAAGGCCCCGUGACCGUGAAAAUAUUCUGGGCGAGUUGCUGGCCCAGAAUGUUCCCACACUUGUGGCUGUGAUAGUUUCUGGGUCCCUCCCACACUUCAAAAAGAAGUCUAGCACCCUGGCUCCUGCCACCAAACAUUUAUCCUUGAGUGUUAUGGCCCCAUGGGUCUCUCUACCGGGUGAUGAUGUGCCUUUGCCUCUAUUGCUCCUCGACGCUUGGGUGGCCCAGUGCCAAAUCAGUUUGAAAGGCGCUUGGUUUUUCCCUCAGGCACAAGAUUUGAUGGACCAACUACUUGGAGUGUUUCAGUGUCGAUUUCUGGAGGGAAAUCUUGGCGAUAAGGCAGGUUGGACAGUCUCUGUCUGUGAGCAUGGAAGCCAGAGCGCUCUAGAGCUAGCAGGCUACAUCGAUCUAUUUCGUGUUUAUACUAAAUUCACGAUUCAAGAGGGCCACAUUAAGUAUGUGGACACGAUGAAAGAUAUCAAUGCACAAGCUUUACCCUCUCAGUUGAUCUCAUUUUUGAACAUUCCACCCACCCAGCCCAAUGCCUCCCACGAUGCUACAAACCCACCUUUGGUGGAGCUGGAAGAUUUGAGUGCAUGGGCGGAAUGUGGGAUUAUAUCUCAACUAUCGCAUAAUGAUGCCAUCCAUGUAUUUCGUCCUCCCAAAGUCACCAAUGAACUUCAUCUUUCAAUGAAACCGUACAAUAUUUUUCACAUUUAG
This is a messenger RNA of Cantharellus anzutake, 753 nucleotides long. RefSeq lists its product as uncharacterized. Bases 1 to 753 code for a protein of 250 amino acids. The transcript has 5 exons. Lineage: Eukaryota; Fungi; Basidiomycota; Agaricomycetes; Cantharellales; Hydnaceae. The record is from RefSeq and is a predicted model, not a curated record.